UGGUGCGGAGCAGUGAGACAGGCAGGCCGGCGGCAGCAGCUAACCGUGGACACACAGAAGGAAUGUUUUUAUCGGCGGAGCCGCGGCCGCUACGCGCUUUGUGGAUUCAACUUCACACCUACACGCACAGAACUUAGGAGAGAUCGUUCCAAGUGACUCCCUGGAGGUGCCAAACGAAGCCGCCAUGUCGGUGACCGUUCAUGAGAACCGCAAAUCCCGCACCAGCACGGGCUCCAUGAACAUCUCGCUGUUCCACAAGCCUUCCCAUCCCGACAGCGUCCUGACCCACCUGAACACGUUGAGGAAACAGUGCAUGUUCACCGAUGUCACGCUGUGGGCCGGGGACCGCUCUUUCCCAUGCCACAGGGCUGUCUUGGCGGCGUGCAGUCGUUAUUUUGAGGCCAUGUUCAGCGGCGGCCUUCGAGAAAGUCUGGACAGUGACGUCAACUUCAGAGACAGCAUACACCCCGAGGUCUUGGAGCUUCUGCUGGACUUUGCCUAUUCUUCUCGAGUCAUCAUAAAUGAGGAGAACGCUGAGUCAUUGCUGGAGGCGGGCGACAUGUUGCAGUUUCAUGACAUUCGGGACGCAGCAGCAGAGUUCUUAGAAAAGAACCUGCACUCCUCCAACUGCCUGGGGAUGAUGCUGUUAUCAGACGCUCACCAGUGUAAAAGGCUGUACGAGCUGUCGUGGAGGAUGUGUCUGCUACACUAUGACACGGUAAGAGAGUCUGAGGAUUUCUAUAGUCUGUCUAAAGAUAAACUGCUGGAGCUGAUUCUCAGCGAUGAGCUGGAAAUAGAAGAUGAACAGGUUGUGUUCACCUCCGUGAUGCGGUGGGUCCGAUACGACUUGGAGGCUCGGCGGCAGCACUUGGCCGAGCUGCUGCGGGGCAUCCGGCUGGCUCUGCUGCCGUCCGACUGUCUGCUGGAGGCCGUGGCCUGCGAGGAGCUGCUCAUGGCCGACAAGAGGAGCAGGUCAAUAGUUGAAGAGGCAAUGCAGUGUAAGAAGAAGAUCCUUCAGAAUGACGGAGUAGUGACUAGUCCCUGUGCCCGGCCGCGUAAGGCAGGGCACACGCUGCUUAUACUGGGGGGCCAGACCUUCAUGUGUGACAAGAUAUACCAGGUUGACCAUAAAGCCAAGGAGAUCAUACCGAAGGCCGAGCUGCCCAGCCCCAGGAAGGAGUUCAGUGCAUGUGCCAUUGGAUGUAAGGUUUACGUCACAGGAGGAAGAGGAUCAGAGAACGGAGUCUCUAAAGACGUCUGGAUCUACGACACUGUCCAUGAAGAGUGGUAUAAAGGAGCCCCGAUGCUAAUAGCCAGGUUUGGCCAUGGUUCAGCUGAGUUGGAGAACAGUCUCUACGUUGUUGGAGGUCACACCGCCAUAGCGGGAGUUUUUCCUGCCUCUCCAUCGGUCUCCCUAAAACAGGUGGAGCGGUAUGACCCUCUCAGUAAUAAAUGGACUAUGAUGGCUCCUCUGAGAGACGGAGUCAGUAAUGCAGCCGUGGUCAGUGCCAAACUCAAACUCUUUGUUUUCGGAGGGACCACCAUCCAUAGAGACAAGGCCUCCAAGGUUGGCGGAUUUGUCCAGUGCUAUGACCCUGUGGGUAACCGCUGGGAUAUUGCGGCUGAAUGCCCCCAGCCUUGGCGAUACACAGCGGCUGCUGUCUUAGGGAGCCAGAUCUUCAUCAUGGGCGGCGACACUGAAUUCACCGCUGCCUCCGCUUAUCGCUUUGACUGUGAAACCAAUCAGUGGUCGCGGGUAGGCGACAUGACGUCCAAACGGAUGAGCUGCCACGCCGUGGCCUCGGGAAAUAAGCUGUACGUGGUUGGAGGUUAUUUUGGGACGCAGCGUUGUAAAACAUUGGACUGUUACGACCCUACGUCAGACAGUUGGAACUCCAUCACCACGGUGCCUUAUUCACUGAUCCCCACCGCCUUCGUCAGCACAUGGAAACACCUUCCUGCGUAACUGGGAGACCCCGGGAGCCAGCCCUUCCAGGUGUUGACUGAGGAGGACUCAGCCUGGAGGAGCAGCUGAGACUGGAUGGACAACGCGCUGCACCUCACAGACUCAGUCAGUCCUGAGCCAACAGCACAGCAGCCGGGUCUUAACACACACCGAGAAUCCCUCUCCGUACCGUGCUUCCUGAAUGAACAGACACUUUGAUCAACCUGACCGAUGGACGAGUGGAGCACUCUUACAAACCUAUGAGGGUUCAUUGUGUGUGUGUGCGUGCGUGUGUGUGUGUGUGUGUGUGUGUGUGUGUGUGUGUGUGUGUGUGCGUGUGCGUGUGUGUUUUGUCUCAGGCCAUGUUUCUGUAAUGUCUUACUAGUCAUGAAAUUCACUACUGCACCAUCCCAGUGUAAAGAUGUACUUUAGUGGCUUCACUCAAAAACACACCAAAAGGCCAAAUGAAAGCAGCUCACAGUUUCCUGUGAACCCGACUUCUUAUUAGAGCUCGCACUGCACACACUCACUACAUUACUAUCACUUCUGCACCAAUACAGUGUUAAUGAAGGGACUGGGGGGGGGGGCAUUUAAACUGCAGACUCUUCAUCAUCUGCAUUAAGAAUAGUCUGAGGGUUAUCUGGCUUCUCAGCGUUUGAUUGGAAACAUUCUUCUUUAAAAUGGGCCGUGUAAUAUUAGUAUUCUCAGCCGAACAGUGGAUGUUCUGGGUCAUUUCAGCUUUUAUUUUUCACACGGAAGGCUCUGCAUCAGAAAUGUUUACGUGAUUAACAGCUGAAAAACAAAGUGAUGAAAACGGUAUGAUCAUGUUAAGGCUAAGUAUGAAUACACAUUUGUGUUAAUUAGGUUAUUUUUAUUCCGUUACUAAAUAAGUGAGCACACUCGAUGCGGAGUCCUCAAACCGGUCGUUGCUCCAGUGUCCAGAGUUCCUCGCUGACUCGACGUAUAUCACGGACUGUAUAGUGACCGAGAGGUGAAGUCUGCUACAUAGGGUCUAAUCAUUCUCACUAAACAUUCAGACAACACUAUAGAACCGCAAACGGAUAAAUGGCAGGCUACAAGUGAUCACUUCUCAACAACAGUGGCGUUAGCUACGUUAAGGCUUAGGCCUGCGUGGCGUGAGCGUGGCGUUUCUGUUGCGUGUCAGCUGCGUGGCGGCUGCGUGGAGUUUUCUGUCUUUACACACCAGAAACGCGUCUGGUGUGUAAAG
Molecule: messenger RNA, 3173 nt
Organism: Perca fluviatilis (European perch)
Lineage: Eukaryota; Metazoa; Chordata; Actinopteri; Perciformes; Percidae
Gene: enc2
Product: kelch-like protein 25
Exons: 12
Coding region: 185-1966 (593 amino acids)
Molecular function (GO): protein binding
Source: RefSeq, a predicted model, not a curated record